This is a messenger RNA of Homalodisca vitripennis (glassy-winged sharpshooter), 1321 nucleotides long. RefSeq lists its product as uncharacterized. The coding region runs from base 127 to 1206 and encodes 359 amino acids. The record is from RefSeq and is a predicted model, not a curated record. The transcript has 10 exons. Lineage: Eukaryota; Metazoa; Arthropoda; Insecta; Hemiptera; Cicadellidae. Gene Ontology annotation, cellular component: sarcoplasmic reticulum; clathrin-coated vesicle; apical plasma membrane. Gene Ontology annotation, biological process: negative regulation of apoptotic process; regulation of actin filament polymerization.
UCGUCUGUAUUACAUUUGGAAUGGUCAAUUUGUCUGCUUGUUUGUUUGUUUACAUUAAAGUGUAAAGCUGAUGUAAUAUAAUUUACCUCUUUCAUUGUAUAGUGUUGUACGCGUAAUUAAAUUGGUAUGUCAUUUUAUGACUUUUUUCACAAAAUGUUUGAUGAUAUAGGAGGAGAAAAUACAAGGCCUCCUGACCAUGACGAUACCAGGAAUUGGACUGGCCAACCAAGGUCUUCUCCAUGGGAAUCUAGUGAUGAAGACAGUAUGAGAGAUGCCAAUCCUUUUUUUGAUAUCAGAAUAACUAGUGAUCCAGAGGAGAUGCAUCGCUUUUUUGAGAAACAAGUCAACGAUGUUUUCAAAGCGUUUUCAUUUGGAUUCCCAGGACUUUUUGGACCAGAUUCCUUUAGUUUUUCAAAUACUGUACCUGCUAUUGAAGAGAACAAGAGCCCAAGAGAUCAUUACCUAAAACCAGGGAUAAAUAAGCCUCAGCCCAAUGAUGGAACCGUUGAGGACUCCAGUAAAAGGUCAGAAGGACUUGAACCUGUGGUGCCAAGUAACCCAUUACGUGACAAUUUCGCACAACCUCGUAUAUUUUCCUCGUUCAGGAGUGUAGUUCGGAAAACUGUCACUCUUCCAGAUGGGACAGUAAAAACAGAAGAAGUUAUCAGAAACUCAGAUGGUACUGAAGAGAGAACAGAGUCGCAAACUAAAUCUGAUGGUCUUGAUGUGACGUUUUUUGAUGUUCCUGUUGUGAAGCCUAGAGGAUUCUUUGAUAAUCUGAAUACCCCUGAAAAACAUGAGAAGUCCUCAAAAGAUGAGUUUUUGAAAUUUGGUUAUGAGAAGUUGAAUCCACAUGAUGCAAAGAUUGACAAGGAUCUUGAUAAACAGAUUUUGCAGUCUGGCGUUGAGAGUUUGCCUUCCUUCCCAAAAGAGACAGACCCCAAGCAGAACUUUUCUUUCAAGAGUAUUACAAGACGCAAGAUCACCAUGCCUAAUGGGGUGGUUCAGACAGAAGAAAUAAUACGCAAUCCUGAUGGAACAGAACAAAGGACUGUUACACAAACUCUGCCUGAUGGUACAAUUCCGAACCCUGAACUAGGAGGCAGUGGUGCAGAGUCAAACAUUAGCAAGUUGGAAGUUCCCCAGGUUGUUCCCUCAUUUACUCUCCAAGGGGUCAAAGAUUUGAUUGGUUUAUUUUUUAAAUAACUUCCCUUCAACUGGAAGUCCAAGAUGAGUGAAACUCUUAAUGCUUUCAAGACAUGGUUAAAUUUUCAACAUUUUAUGUACAUUUUGUGUGAAAAUAUAUUUUUUAGUAACUAUA